Vigna unguiculata (cowpea) is the source of this 1676-nucleotide messenger RNA. RefSeq lists its product as uncharacterized. NCBI's taxonomy places the organism in Eukaryota, Viridiplantae, Streptophyta, Magnoliopsida, Fabales, Fabaceae. The record is from RefSeq and is a predicted model, not a curated record.
GCACCCACUCUACGCUCCCUUCAUUUUUACCCUCCGAGCAACAACUCACUACUUUUCUUCUCUCUUUCAAGAAACUUCCGCGCAGUGCCGUAACGUAACGUGUCGUGUUUCGCCGCACUCUAAUCCAAUGGUUCCCGUAUAUGUCGCCGGCGGGGACAAUAUCCCGGCACCGGAAACGUCGAUCUGAAUGAAGACAGCGAACAUGGAAAAUCAGAAGAGUGGGAGCAAGCUUACCAGAACCCACUCCUCGCUCCUCAGUUGUUCUUCCCCUGCAAUCCGAUCCUCCAUCCACAGCCUCUCUUCCAUCGUCACCAAAGAGGAACACGAAUUGCAGGAACAGGAAAAGCUACUCCUCGAUGUUGACGACGACAAGAACAACAAGCCCAAGAAACCCCAACCCCGAACGCGUCCUCGAGCCCAAGCCCACAGGUCAUCAGCCUAUUCCGCCCUGGCGGUCUUUUUCCUCGGCGCCUGUUCGCUCUUGUUCUACUUCUUCUACCUCGAGGUGUCCUCCUCGGAGAACGUUUUACUCGCGCUGAUUUUCGUGGCCGUGGCGCUCUACUUUGUGUCCAAGAACAAGGGUCUGAUUCAGAGAUCCUUUUCCGCGGCCAAGCAUUCGUGGGAGGAGAAUGUCAAGCGGUUGGGGUUUUCGAAGGCCGUGGCGGCGAGGCCGGUGCAGUGGUUCAUCGGAGAGCCGGCCGGGGCGGGAAGGAAGGCCGCGAAGAUAGUAAGGGAAGGGGUGGAGUUUUACAGCAAUGGGGAUUUUUACGAGGGCGAGUUUCACAAGGGGAGGAGCAACGGGAGUGGGGUGUACCAUUACUUCGUGAAUGGAAGGUACGAAGGAGAUUGGGUGGACGGAAGGUACGAUGGGUACGGAAUUGAGAGCUGGGCGAGGGGGAGUCGCUAUAGGGGUCAGUAUAGACAGGGGUUGAGACACGGUUAUGGUGUUUAUAGGUUCUACACGGGGGACUCUUAUUCCGGGGAAUGGUGUAACGGUCAGAGCCAUGGCGUUGGGCUUCAGACUUGCUCCGAUGCUAGCUGUUACAUUGGUCAGUUUAAGUAUGGGGUCAAGCACGGUCUUGGCUGUUAUCAUUUUAGAAAUGGUGAUAGGUAUGCUGGAGAGUAUUUUGGAGACAAGAUACAUGGAUUUGGAGUCUACCACUUCGCCAACGGCCACUGUUAUGAGGGAGCAUGGCACGAGGGUCGUAGGCAAGGUAUUGGCUCAUACACUUUUCGAAACGGUGACAGAAGAUGUGGUGAAUGGGAUGCUGGCAACCUCAAGCAACCUUUACCACCAUUAUCCGAUGUUGUUCUUCGAGCAGUUCAGGCUGCUAGGAAAACAGCAGAGAGUGCUAUAAACCUUAAACGAGUGGAUGACCAGGUUAACAAAGCAGUAAUUGCUGCAAGCAAGGCUGCCACAGCUGCUAGAGUUGCUGCUGUGAAAGCUGUUCAGAACAGGAUGGAUGGAAAAUUUUGUGUUACUGAUGUCUGAGAAUUAGUUAGAUGCUAGCUUUUUUCUGGAAUUGUAAUUGUAAAUUUUACUAAUUUUUAGUCCUUGGAAGAUGUCACCCCGGUGAGCCAAAGCUUAUUGGAGGUUGAAGAGAGAGUAUGUUUAUUUCACCACACUGUAACUUGUAUAUAGGUCAUGUAUAUCAAUGAAAGAUGAAUUUGCUCAA